Molecule: messenger RNA, 4194 nt
Organism: Nicotiana attenuata
Lineage: Eukaryota; Viridiplantae; Streptophyta; Magnoliopsida; Solanales; Solanaceae
Product: SNF2 domain-containing protein CLASSY 4
Exons: 6
Coding region: 271-3750 (1159 amino acids)
Biological process (GO): gene silencing by siRNA-directed DNA methylation
Molecular function (GO): ATP-dependent chromatin remodeler activity; ATP binding
Source: RefSeq, a predicted model, not a curated record
CUGUUUCUCUUCCUUUACAAAACCAAAAAACACCACCCACCCCCCUCUCUAUCUCCGCCUGUCUCACACGCAGGUUUCUUCCCGAAAAGGUCUCUUUUCUGUUCUCUUUCUCUAUCUCUCAUUCUAUAUUAGUGUAUACAUUCAAAAUCUAUUUUAUUGUAUUAAUCCCUCAAGUUUCACUCUGUUUCAAGAACUCAAAAAGCUCUUUGGUUCUUGAUUUCUUCAUUAUACAAAAGUUCUCUCUUUAUCCAGGUGUAGUAUUUCUAGAAGAUGGAUUCAGGGGCAGCCUCUUUUCCAAGGAGGAGGACUAGACAACAAUGGGAUAGAUAUUUCGUCGAGGUAAUUGAGAAGAAGAAGAGGUUGAGUCAAAGUGGAAAUCCUCCUCAGUCUUCUAGUACUUGUUCUGUGAAUAUUGGAGAUGAUGUUACAGCUUCUGGUGAUAUAAGAGAAUCAUCUAGUGCAACAGGAAAACUGACUAAAGCAUACACAACUUGUGGAGUUGACUACAGAAAAAUUGGAAAAUGGUCAGAAGAUGAAAGUAUGGUAAGAAGCUUGGACAAAGGUAAAAAAAGGAUGGACAAUGGGAAUAGAAUGCUCAGUCCAGGAACUUGUGAGUCCAUGACGAAACGGACUUUCGUCCAGGUAAUAUCUGAUGAUGAGGAGGACAGUGAGGAGGAGGAGGAGGAGGAGGAGGACAGUGAUCCUGACGUUGUUGUCACUGGGGAGUCUGCUGCGGCGUCUGCUUUAAAUACUGGAUCAGGUUCAGGAUCUUGGUCCAAUUGUGUUGGGUUAAAGAGUCCUAUUGUCACUACAGCAGAUGAGGUUGUUUCAUCUACCUCAAGUAUGUGUAGGACACGGGGUCCUAGUGAGUUGCAUAAAUCAGAGGAGCCAACUGAUUUUGAGGAAUCAGAGGACGAUUGUGUAAAAUCACAAGAGUCUAGUGAUGAUACAACAGAAUCUUCUGAGUCAGAGUCUGAAGCUUCUAGCGAUGAGGAUAAUGAUGACCCCGAAGAUAAGGAUUAUCGGGUGAAUGAGCCAUCAAGUUCUAGCGAAUCAGACGAUGAAGAUGAUCGUGUGAGUUGUCAUAUAGAGCCUCAAGACAAUGAAGAAGGAAAAGGAUCUGAUAUAAGAAUUGGUUUAGAUGAUGAUGAUGAUGGAAGAAAGGAAUCAGAAGAUGAUGAUCCUGUAGAGAAACAAGAAAAUGGAGAAGGAAAAGGGGAGUCAAAUGAGGGGCUACUACCUGGCCUUGUUUUUGAGGGUGAAAAGCAUAGAGGCCGAGCAUAUCUUCUUCGGCCACGCUCACUUUCUAAGUCAAAAAAGAGGAAGUUAAACCAUGGAAAUUGUAGUAGCCCCAUUCUUCUCAGCGAUGACGAGGAGUCUGAAUCCCCAUUUGAAGAGGGCACAAAGGUUGAUGACUCAACGCGAUAUGCUGCUCAAAAGGACAAAGUUGAUAACUUGGUGAAAAAGGUUGCUGAAAAGGAAAAGGCUGAUGAAUCUGUGAAAAAUGCUGCUCAAAAGGACAGAAAGACUCGGAAGAAGUGUGUUCUUAAGGAUCUCGACUUUGUGAAGUUUGUUGUUGAUUCUAUAAGAAAUGUUGAUGAUCAUGAUAAACUUACUUCUCCUGAAGAGAAGGAACAAUUUCCUGUCAAAGAAACACUUCCGUUGAUCUUCCGGUUUGAAGACGAGGACCCUCUCCCCCCGGAGAAAGAAGAAUGGGAAAAAGAAAUCGAGAAUUUAUUUGCUGAAAUGGACAUGGGUAUCUUAGAAUCAUGUAUUGGCUUCACAAAUCCAUCUCUGGUUGAUAAAGUUAGCGGCUGUCAGAUGGGGAACCACCAUCUUAUUUUAGAUGAACAAAUUGGACUCAUCUGUAAAGUUUGUUCACAUGUGCAUCUGGAGAGCAAGUACAUCUACCCUGCUUUUGCUGAGAGAAACCGGGGGAGGCAUGAAAGAAAGUAUUUCGGGGAGUCGUCACCGUUCUUGGAUGUUGAUGGGUUUAGAUUUGAUUAUCCUGCUGCAGUCCAUGAUUCUGCUAUUUAUAUGGAAGGAACUGUGUGGGAUUUAGUUCCUCUGCAUGCCAAAGCAACAAUGUAUCCUCAUCAACGUGAAGGAUUUGAGUUUAUGUGGAAAAAUAUUGCUGGAGAUAUAUACCUUGAGAAGCUGAGCGAGCCUUUAUCUGCUAGUAGGGGAGGAUGCAUAAUCUCACAUCCACCUGGAACCGGAAAAACCCGUCUGACCAUAGUAUUUCUUCAGGCAUUUCUGAAGCAGUUUCCAAAGUGUCGGCCUGUAAUCAUAGCUCCGCCCAAGUUGCUGUCUAACUGGGAAGCCGAGUUCCAGAAAUGGGAGGCGGACAUUCCCUUCCACAACUUGAACAACAAUGAUUUCUCAUGCCAAGAAGAUGAAGUCACGGUUGGUCUCUACCACUGUUUAUCCCAUGCCGGAAGAAAAAACAAACACCCUAUACGUAUGGUGAAGCUGAAAUCCUGGGCUAAAAGUAAGAGUGUAUUGGGGAUCAGCUAUGACUUGUUCGAGAAGCUCACUGGAGAAAAUGGAGAUGGUUAUUCCAAAGAGAUUAGAGAAAUACUUCUAACAUUACCUGGUCUUGUGGUCCUCGAAGAAGGGCAUACUCCUCGGAAUGAGCAAAGCCUUUUGUAUAAAGCUAUGACUAAGGUUGAAACGCAGAGGCGCAUACUUUUGUCUGGAACUGUCUUCCAGAAUAACUUUAAAGAGUUGUACAACACCCUCCGCGUAGUUUGUCCAAAGUUUGCUGCAGAAUCUGAGCAGAAAUGGGCUUCUCUUAGCAAUUCUAUUGACACGAAUACCCGAGCAUUGGAAGAGCUUAGGGAUAUGAUUGCACCACUAAUCCAUAUAUGUAGUGAAAAUGUAAAGAUGAAAAGCCUUCCGGGUAUAAGGGACACACUGGUAUACUUGAAGCCCACAGAUUUGCAGAAGAAGUUGCUCAAUAUGAUUCCAGAGUAUCCAGGCUCAUUUGACUUUCGAAAUAUGGUGUCUCUGAUCUCUGUUCAUCCUUCAUUAGUGGCAAAUAAGAAGGUGUUCUCUGACUUAGAAAGUCAGCUAAAUGAAAGAGAAUGUCGGUUGGAUCCAAAUACUGGAGUAAAAACAAAAUUUGUCGUUGAACUAAUCCGACUCUGUGAUGGCAUGAGAGAGAGGGUUAUAGUAUUCAGCCAGUUACUUGAUCCUCUAAGACUGAUCAAGGAGCAACUCAAUUCUCUCUUUCAUUGGACUUUAGGCCGAGAGAUUCUAUAUAUGGAUGGGGAACUUGAUGUGAAGCAGCGCCAGAAAUCAAUAAGUUCUCUUAAUGAUCCUAAGAGUGAUGCGAAAGUGCUGCUCGCAUCAAUAACGGCCUGUUCGGAAGGAAUAAAUCUUAUAGGGGCCUCAAGAGUAGUUUUUCUUGAUGUUCACUGGAAUCCCUCGGUAGAACAGCAAGCUGUCAGUCGAGCCUACAGGAACGGUCAGACUAAAUUUGUGCAUGUUUACUGUCCAGUGGCAUCGAAAUGGGAGGUUAACAAGAUCGAACAGCAGACGAGGAAAAAAUAUCAUUCUGGUGUACUUUUGUCUAGGAAUGAAGUGAAUACUUGCAAGACAAAUCCUUCUUGUUCUGUGCUGGAGGACAACAUACUAGAAUCCAUGGUUCAGCAUGAGAGUCUCCGCCAUAUUUUUGAAGAGCUACCUCAUGAACCCCGUGCCUAUGGCUUUAAUUCUUGUAACCAACCUCCAAAAGCGAGCAUUUAAGUCAGUUUGGGAAUUUUAGGAAGCUUCUCCUGCACAGUGAAGAUUGCUUCGAGUGUUUUUGCGUAUGGGAAGGACACUUUUUUGUAGGACAUACAGCUGAGCGUCGAGGAAUUUUUGAAGCCACACCCUUCUCUGUUGUAUUAUAUGACAGGCAUUUUGAUGCGGUUUUGUGGGUUUGAAAAGAAAAAGGAAGCAAGAAUGUGCAGAUUCACACCUUGUUAAUGAAGAAAUGUUGAUUCUCAAGUGGCAGAUACAAGUUUUGAUGUUCUUGUAACUGUAGAAAACACUGUUUUGCCAGUCAAAUUAUUUGUUUCAGAGCUGUGAAACAUCUCUUGCUUCUUUUUAUCUAUUAGCCUUGUAUAUGGGAAGCAUAUGCUUUAACACAAUUGUAUUUGGCUCAAGCCUUUUGGUAAAUUGUACAUAAUAUUAUUCAAGUUGUAGAUA